Messenger RNA from Salvelinus sp. IW2-2015, 1159 nucleotides. Its product is annotated as coatomer subunit zeta-1. Gene Ontology annotation, cellular component: COPI vesicle coat. The record is from RefSeq and is a predicted model, not a curated record. Gene Ontology annotation, biological process: retrograde vesicle-mediated transport, Golgi to endoplasmic reticulum; intracellular protein transport; intra-Golgi vesicle-mediated transport. NCBI's taxonomy places the organism in Eukaryota, Metazoa, Chordata, Actinopteri, Salmoniformes, Salmonidae.
AAUAUCAUCCAAUGGGAGAUCACAUAAAUAUUUAGCUAGGUUGCUAACAAGCUAAGAAGGUUGCUAGCUAGGACCUAUUGGAAGAAGAUGGAUACUGUAACGCUGGAACCAUCUUUGUACACUGUGAAAGCAGUCCUCAUUCUGGAUAAUGAUGGCGAGAGGCUCUAUGCAAAAUAUUAUGAUGGCACCUACCCUUCAGUGAAGGAACAGAAAGCUUUUGAGAAGAACAUCUUCAGCAAGACACACAGGACUGACAGUGAGAUCGCUCUUCUAGAGGGCCUCACAGUCGUCUACAAGAGCAACAUUGAUCUCUUCUUCUACGUUAUUGGAAGCUCACAUGAAAAUGAGUUGAUGCUAAUGGCUGUUCUGAACUGUCUGUUUGACUCACUUAGCCAAAUGUUGAGGAAGAAUGUUGAGAGGAGAGCUCUACUUGAGAACAUGGAAGGUCUCUUUCUAGCUGUGGAUGAAAUUGUGGAUGGAGGCGUGAUUCUGGAGAGUGAUCCUCAGCAAGUGGUCCACCGCGUAGCUCUAAGGGGGGAAGAUGUGCCUUACUCAGAGCAGACUGUUACCCAGGUGCUGCAGUCUGCCAAGGAACAGAUCAAAUGGUCUCUGCUACGAUAGAACCUGUCGACUCCCCUCAUUUAACACUGUACCACCAUUACCCAUGGCUCCUCUCUCUGUGACGCCAUCUCUUCCCCUGUGCUCGUUACUCACCAUUCCUUCAAUCAGGACUGAUGAGAGGAUGAUCGCUCAGCCAAUCAGACACUGCCAGGGGAAGGGAUAUCUGAGUUUUGUCUGUCUGAAUCAAUCAUUUCUAUCAUGUGUGUGUCUUUACUGUAAAGGUGUAUUCUUCUGAUAUCUAGUUCUAACGCUAGCUAUGAGAGAUAUUGGAUGGUAGCGUGUCCAUACAUUCCAGUGGUUUGGUUCGUGUUUUCUUCCACAGUUCCUUACCACUUCCGUUGACCGCUUCAUGCCCCUCAUCUCUGAUAACAUUACAUGGGUUAGUACAGACCAUAGAAAUAACUCCUUUCAAAUUCUAUGGUCCAGACAUAUGGUCCGAUCAGGCAACAUCGUUGUUCGUCACUAUGUGCUCUUCGGAAUACUUUAUGAACUUCAGUCAUUUAAAUCUUUUGAAUAAAAAACAUUUAUAGACACUGAA